CAGCCUGGGCGCCUCUCGCGGCUGCCCGCGCUCCUCUCAGCGCUCCCCACUUGGCUGCUCGACCCCAGACUGCGCCUCAAGCCUGCCCGCACUCGACCCCGUGCCCCGCAGGGAGAAGCCCAUGGCGGGGCCCCACGUGAUCCCCAUGCUGUUCCUCUCCCUGCUGGUGCUGUUGGAGCUGAGCCCCACAGGCUCCCUGGGACCCAGGACCCUAGCCCGGAAUGUCCCUGAGAAUCACAUUGGUCUUCCAGGCCCAGAUCUGUGGACACCGCAGACCAGCCACUACCGCAGGAGGGGCCUGGGCAAGAAGGAGCGGGGCCCAGGUGUGGCCAGUUGGGCCCAGGAUGGGGCUGUGGUGACCGCCACCAGGAAGGCCUCCAGGAGUCCUGCUGGCCUGCUGCAGGACAAGGACCGUCUCCGAGGACUGGCACUGCCCCACCAGGAGAGCCGUUCUCUAGGCCCAGAGAGGUCCAGGAAGCGUGGCAGGGAGCAUAGGAGGCGCAGGGAGAGACUGAAGAUGACCAGAGGCCAAGCCUUGGUCCAAGGCCCCGGCUCCCUGAUGAAGAAGGCGAGGCCCAAAGAGGAGGAGCAGGCCCCUGACUCUGCCAUGGAGGAAUCUUCCACCGGCUUGGCCCCCACCAUCCUCUACCUGAGCACCUUUGAGGCAGCACCUGCCACGGAAGAGUCCCUGGUUCUGCCCGUCACAUCUCUGUGGCCACAGGCUCAGCCCAGGCCAGACGGAGAGGUGAUGCCCACGCUAGACAUGGCCUUGUUCGACUGGACCGACUAUGAGGACUUAAAGCCUGAGGUCUGGCCCUCCACCAAGAAGAAAGAGAAACACCGGGCUAAACUCUCCAGUGAAGGCAAUGAAACAUCAGUGGCUGAAGGGGACCCUUGUGACCACCACCAGGACUGCCUGCCAGGGGCCUGCUGUGACCUCCGGGAACAUCUCUGUACCCCGCACAACCGAGGCCUUAACAACAAGUGCUUUGACGACUGCAUGUGUGUGGAAGGGCUGCGCUGCUACGCCAAGUUCCACCGGAACCGCAGGGUGACGCGAAGGAAGGGGCGCUGCGUGGAGCCCGACGCCGCCAGCAGCGACCAGGGGUCCUUCAUCCACGUCUAGCAUCCCCCUGCGGGGUGCCCCCCAGCCCAGCCAGGGGACCGGCGUGGAGGCCCGGAGAAGCCUGGCAACUCGUGUAUGCUCUCCCGGGGGAGGUCAGAGGGCGGCUGGGGUGGGGGCGGCCUGCCCAGGAGUUCCUGGCGGCCCCACACCUGCACCCAGCACCCCGACGCUGGGGGGCCCUUGCUCCCCGCGCUUCCCCGGGCAUCCAGAUUCUCCGCGACGGCCGCGUGGAGCGCGCCCCCUGCUGUCCGAGAGCGGCACUGCAAGAGUUUCAGGUUCAAGGCUGGCCGGGGCGUGUCGGAGAUGGGGAGCCCCAGGGCAGGAGAGGAUGCCUACAGACACCUUCUGCAGGCAGCCGCAGACCCAUCAGC
Messenger RNA from Erinaceus europaeus (western European hedgehog), 1497 nucleotides. It is a transcript of the gene DRAXIN, whose product is annotated as dorsal inhibitory axon guidance protein. Gene Ontology annotation, cellular component: extracellular region. The transcript has 7 exons. Lineage: Eukaryota; Metazoa; Chordata; Mammalia; Eulipotyphla; Erinaceidae. Gene Ontology annotation, biological process: axon guidance; Wnt signaling pathway. Bases 122 to 1126 code for a protein of 334 amino acids. The record is from RefSeq and is a predicted model, not a curated record.